CGGCCUGGCCCAGAGCGGCGCUGUCCCUACCCCCAAGUCCCUCUCAGUGGAGGCCCCACCUGUCCCUGAGAUUGGGAGGAUGGAAAGCUAAACUUUUACCAUCCAGAGCCAGCAGAUUCCAGCAAGUCCCCCACCCAAGGGAGGAACCCCAGCCACUUGUCUCAGCCCUCCUCAGUCCUCAAUCCCACCCAGUCCCCCUCUACCCUUACCAUGGCCAAUUACUAUGAAGUGCUGGGUGUACAAUCAAAUGCCUCCCCUGAGGACAUCAAGAAGGCCUAUCGAAAGCUGGCUUUGCGUUGGCACCCCGACAAGAACCCUGACAACAAAGAAGAGGCCGAAAAAAAGUUUAAGCAAGUUUCUGAGGCCUAUGAAGUUUUGUCAGACUCUAAGAAGCGUUCUGUGUACGACCGGGCAGGUUGUGAUGGCUGGAGAGCUGGUGGUGGUGCCAGUGUCCCCCAUGCCGGUCCCUUUGGUGCUGGCUAUCCUUUUCGAAAUCCUGAGGAUAUCUUCCGUGAGUUCUUUGGGGGACUGGACCCUUUUUCCUUCGAGUUCUGGGACACUCCAUUCAGCGACCGAGGUCGACCCCAUGGUUUACGUGGAGCCUUCUCUUCGGGCUUCGGUGAAUUCCCAGCGUUCAUGGAAGCCUUUUCAUCUUUCGACACUCUGGGCCAUGGUGGGGGCAGCCACUCCACCUUUUCAUCUACUUCCUUUGGUGGCUCCGGUUCUGGCAGCUCAGGGUUCAAGUCAGUGAUGUCAUCUACGGAGAUGGUGAACGGCCGUAAGGUAACCACCAAGCGCAUCGUUGAGAACGGACAUGAACGUGUGGAGGUGGAAGAAGAUGGAAAGCUCCGGUCAGUAACUGUCAACGGCAAGGAGAAGCUCAUGCGGGUGGACAGCAAGUGACAGCCACCUAACCCAUCCCUGGGCCAGCCUAGGGGGCCACAAGGGGCCACAGUAGUCGCAACCUAGAGGUUAAUAAAUGUGCCAAGUGAGUUUG
This is a messenger RNA of Rattus rattus (black rat), 997 nucleotides long. It is a transcript of the gene Dnajb8, whose product is annotated as DnaJ heat shock protein family (Hsp40) member B8. Lineage: Eukaryota; Metazoa; Chordata; Mammalia; Rodentia; Muridae. The record is from RefSeq and is a predicted model, not a curated record. Gene Ontology annotation, cellular component: endoplasmic reticulum membrane; cytosol. Bases 211 to 903 code for a protein of 230 amino acids. Gene Ontology annotation, molecular function: ATPase activator activity; Hsp70 protein binding. The transcript has a single exon. Gene Ontology annotation, biological process: protein refolding; positive regulation of proteasomal ubiquitin-dependent protein catabolic process.